Molecule: messenger RNA, 1802 nt
Organism: Octopus bimaculoides (California two-spot octopus)
Lineage: Eukaryota; Metazoa; Mollusca; Cephalopoda; Octopoda; Octopodidae
Molecular function (GO): electron transfer activity
Source: RefSeq, a predicted model, not a curated record
UCUGUUCUACGCAGCUUCACUUCCGGCCCGAUCGACUCCCGCUUCGCUUCAUUUGUUGAUUGGCAACCAACCGGACCAUGUCGGUGUCCUUUUGGCCACUGCUGGCCGCCGCCUUGCUUUCUACGCUGCUCACGUUCGCCGAUGGACAUGUCCGCUUUGUGUGCCCGAAACCUAAGAGCUUGACUUCGGCUCUUUAUCGUCGGCCUCCUGGAAGCAAAGGGGACCGUCAGUGUGAUGGGAAGUCGAAAGCACCACCUGGUGAUGGAACUUACACAUUACUCUCUCCAGGGCCUUACACUUUACGAUUUGAAGAAACUGAAUAUCACAAAAACUCGCCAUUUCGAAUCUCGUUACACCAAUAUGGAGACACCAGCUUCUAUUGCAUCCUGUUGGACCAGAUUCCUCACAACAACGAAGCCUCUACCAUCGGGACAUACUGUGAUACUGAUGGCGGGCUGAUUGGUGGAUGCAAAGGAAGCACCUACUUCAUCACAGUCCACAUUCCGGACAUCGAUUGUGACAACUGCUACCUGCAAGUGACCUUCAUCAACACGGACACAGCCACAGGUGAUACCUGUCGCCUUGACGAUUACCUCUGUACAGCCUACUGCAGCAUGGCCAACGUGAAAAUCAAAGCCACUGAACCUGGCAUCAAGAAUCUGUCUUACUGUGAAAAUUAUGCUGAUAACCUGUAUGGCAAAUGGCCCUUUACUCCAAGGGAGAUAUAUAAGGUGAAUCUACCAGGAUUAGAUCCUGUAACCAUUGUCCAUGAAGUUACGUGGCAGCAGUUAACAUUUCGGACCCAGCUUUUUGAAAAAGGGGUCGUUGAAUACAUGUCAGUCUGCAACGAGACAGACAAUUCAACAACACACCAGCUGCCCCUCAUUCAGCUACCAGUUGAGGCCAACAGCAGCCAUUCGGAACUUGUUAUGAAAUACAUGUUGGGUGAAGAUUUUACUGUGCAAGACCUACAGAUGCUCAAGGCAGGACAGCUUCACCUCCAUGUCACCACAACCGACGGCAAAGACUUCUACCCAAGCAUAACACUCCAGAAGUCAUCUGUGAUACGAGGUCCUGAUAUGCGGAUGGUCGGACAAGCGGUCUUUCAAUUCAGUAGAGAUGGAGAGUGGCAUGGCCUGUUGAUGGUGAGAGGUGUGGCUGCCCCUGUUCAUAGCGUUCAAGUUUUCACCGAGAGCCAGUCUGACCAACCCGAUGAUCCCGUGUUACAUCUCAACAAAUUCCUCAAGCCCCAACCAGACGGUUCCCUUUUCGGGGUCCUUAACAUCACUGGUCAAGACAGCGAGUUCUACCUGAACCUUUGGCUCGGUAAACUCUACGUUGCCGUGGUAACUGACAACAUGUCUGCAGACCAUUCUUUCUACAGAGGGCAGGUAUCAGUUCCAGGGGCCUGGUAUUGCACUUCAAAGGAGUUUGGAUUCUGUCCAGUUACAGUCAUGCAGCACGCCUUCUUCGAGACCUACCACAAGUUCACUGGAUUUACUCCCCAUGGCUUGGCUUCAUUUGUGUUGGACCGUGUCAAUGUUUUCUAUUACAGUAUUCACCUGGAAGGAUUUGAACCCAUGGAGUCUGUCAUAGAGGUCAACAUUCUCAAUGGGGAUCGAACCCUUGUUACUCUGAGUAGUUCAACGCAGAACAUCCAGCCAGGAACCAGAGUGUUUCAUCUAUAUUUGCCAGAUAAGGCAGGCCAGCAAUGUUACAUAUCUCCUUUCCAGGACCUUGAAGGAGGAUCUAUGGUUGGAAAGGCAUUUCUUAAAGGAAGUUCCCGCACAUCCAAAGAAUAA